This is a messenger RNA of Chenopodium quinoa (quinoa), 2156 nucleotides long. RefSeq names its product gallate 1-beta-glucosyltransferase-like. Gene Ontology annotation, molecular function: UDP-glycosyltransferase activity. The record is from RefSeq and is a predicted model, not a curated record. The transcript is spliced from 2 exons. Bases 221 to 1735 code for a protein of 504 amino acids. Lineage: Eukaryota; Viridiplantae; Streptophyta; Magnoliopsida; Caryophyllales; Amaranthaceae.
GGAAACAAAAAUGCAAUUAUUAUUUUAAUACUCCAAGAAAAAAUUAACACGCAAAAAGAAAAAAAAAAAAAAAGAGAAAUAAUCACCACUACUUAGCUAGUACCAACCUUGGUCUCUGACGGCCCCUAUAUAUUUACUUGCUGAUUUUCAAUUUGCAACCAUACAAUACUACCCCCAACACUAUUUUUUUUUUUUUUUUUGUUGUCCCUAACAUUUUAAAAUGGGGUCCGAAACACAAAUUAUUCACAAUCACGAGCUCGAUCAUCUUGUACAUGUGUUCAUGAUCUCGUUCCCCGGCCAAGGCCACAUUAAUCCACUCCUUAGACUAGGUAAGCGAAUUGCCUCUAAAGGCUUUUUGGUUACUUUUACCACUACUGAGAACCUCGGCCAAGGUAUCCGAGGUUCUAAUGAUGCUGUAUCGGAUCAACCCGUCCCUAUUGGAGACGGGUUCAUCCGAUUUGAGUUUUUUGAUGAUGAAUGGCCUGAUGCCGACCCAAGGAAGUUUGAUAUGGAUCAAUAUCUUCCACAACUCGAUGUCGUGGGUCGUCGUUGGGUACCCGAGAGGCUAGCUGCUCUGGCCCAAGAGGGCCGGCCCGUUUAUUGCUUGAUUAAUAACCCAUUUAUUCCUUGGGUUUCUGAUGUUGCUGAGGAGUUGGGUUUGCCUAGUGCUAUGCUGUGGCCUCAAUCAUGCGCUUGUUUCCUCGCGUACUAUUAUUUCCACCACAACAUGAUCCCUUUUCCUACCGAAAACGCCCUCGAAAUCGAUGUCGAAGUUCCAACUCUACCCCUAUUAAAAUGGGACGAGAUCCCCACUUUCCUUCACCCAACCACGCCGUAUGCUUUCCUCAAAAGGGCAAUAUUGGCACAAUACAAAAACCUAUCUAAACCUUUUUGUAUCCUUAUGGAUACAUUCUACGAGCUAGAGAGGUCAACGGUGGAUCACACCGUCGAACUCCUAGCUCCAACCCCGAUCAGGACUAUCGGGCCACUUUUCAAAAAGCCCAUUCCUGGUGGGGCGCGGGUUCGGGCAGACCCGAUCAGACCCAACCAGGACUGUUUAAAGUGGCUCGAUGGAAAGCCCGACGGGUCAGUAGUGUACAUAUCCUUUGGCACGAUAGUGUUCCCGCCACAAAAGCAGAUAGAUGAGAUUGCGGCCGGUAUCGAAGCGGCCGGAAUCACGUUCUUGUGGGUGAUGAAGCCACCCGCCAAGGAAUCCAAGAUGAGCCCGCACACUCUACCCGACGGGUUUUUGGAUAGAAUUGGCGAUAAUGGCAAGGUGGUCCAAUUUGCUCCACAAGAGCAAGUCCUAGCACACCCGGCCGUGUCAUGUUUUGUGACACAUUGUGGAUGGAACUCGACUAUGGAGUCAAUCUCCUAUGGAGUACCCAUGGUAGCGUUCCCUUCAUGGGGCGACCAAGUGACCGACGCAAAAUUCAUUUGCGACGUCUUCAAGACAGGAAUACAACUUACUAGGGGUGAGCACGAGAAAAGGCUCAUCACUAAGGAUGAAGUCGAAAAGUGUUUGAGGGACGCCACCUCAGGACCUAAGGCAACUGAAAUGAAGAAAAACGCCCUCAAGUGGAAGGAUUUGGCAGAUGAGGCAAUAGCCGAUGGUGGAUCAUCGGAUAAGAAUUUUGAUCUUUUUAUCGAUCAAGUACGAAAGAGGGGUGAAAUCGUUCUUGCUAAUGCUAAGAAGGUUGCUAAUGGUUUGCCUACUAAAGAAAAUGGACAUUGAUUAAUCUCCAAAUGCAUUGAAGAUUAUGUGCUUGGAUAUAGAAGAAACAAUUACUACAAUGAGCCCAAUUUGGCUGAUUUUAUGUGUAGGGCCAAUUUAUUUACACUUUUUAUUAUUUUAUUUUUCUUCUAAUUUUCUAUACCUUUGCACGUUUUUUUGGACCAUAUUGGAGUUACUUUAUACUUUAGCCCGGCUCUUAUAGUGCGUGCCUAACUGCCUAUGGCAACGCUUGGAUAUAGGAAGGUUCCUUCACUUUAAAGUUAAAUCAUUUCAUCAACUAUGUGAGGCGUGAGCAAUAACUGGAGGAAUUUCUGGUUUUUUUUUUUCUCCCUUUUUUUCCUGUUGUAUCUUUAAUAUUUACUAUUGUGUAAAGUUAUCUAAUAUCAUUAUUUAAUUUAUUCAUAUUGUUGUUAAUUUCUUC